AUGGUUUUUCUGGUGGUGGCGCAGUGCACAGCUAUGCUGUCCAAGAGUCAGUUGCAGUCGGUGCUGGUCUUCGGACCCAAGAAGACAGCCAACAGCCUUGGUGCACUGCAAACUGGAAACAGGCUCAUCAAGGUGAACAGACAUGCCCUGGAGAUGAUCGAGCCGCACACUCCUCAGUGCUGCUGGUCCACCUCCAAAAAUCUGGUGGCUUAUCACCAGAAGUAUGCAGAUGAGUCUUCUAGGGAGAUCAAAGAUAACCUCAUCCAGUAUGAUCAGACCCUGCUUGUAGCUGAUCCUUGUCGCUGUGAGUCCCAAAAGUUCAGAGGUCCUUGA
Molecule: messenger RNA, 333 nt
Organism: Phodopus roborovskii (desert hamster)
Lineage: Eukaryota; Metazoa; Chordata; Mammalia; Rodentia; Cricetidae
Product: 40S ribosomal protein S16-like
Exons: 2
Coding region: 1-333 (110 amino acids)
Source: RefSeq, a predicted model, not a curated record